This is a messenger RNA of Vitrella brassicaformis, 3341 nucleotides long. The record is from the annotation of a GenBank genome assembly. NCBI's taxonomy places the organism in Eukaryota, Vitrellaceae.
GUCCACAUACACCAAAGUGUUUGUCUGCCUGCACGUGUGGCUGGCGUGCCAGAAGGCAUCGAUCGGUCACGGUCUGUCUGUACAAACAAGAUUGCAGGCAGGAUGGGCCACGCAAUCAAUACGAUAGAUACCUGAAGGAUGCUGUCUGUACACGCGACAGCAGACCGACUGGCUGACAGCACGACUACGCAAAGCAUACACACAUAUUGACAGACAGACACUGCGCGAAUGAAUGCCGCUCACCCCACGACGCGCUACUUACUUAUCGCUGCGCUACGCUACGCUACGCUACGCUACGUCCCUUAAACUCCCGCCAACACACAUACACUGCCUGCCCAAGCAGCGCCAUCCCAGCUAGCUGGAUAGAAGGAGCGGCUUCACGGUAAUGAAGCAGACACACCACGACACUUCCUUCGUGCACUUCACUCCACCCACCCACGAUCAGCAUUAGAUACCAGAAAACAGCGCAAUCAAGACGACAUAUCUGCACUCUUCACCAGCUGGGCAGAACAACCACAGGGCACACAAGUCAGUCAGUCAUUGCGUCGAUCAGCCAGGUCAGUGUGGCAGGGGUGCGGCCUUGGCGAGGGAGGUGAUGUAAAGCCACGCAAAACCCAAGACACGACGCCACUCCGCCCUGCUGUAGUGCUCACUCAUCACCUCGCCACCAGAGGCCUGCAUAUCACCCACACGCAGCCAGAGAGAGGCACUGACAGUGCUUCUGGAUGCCGGGCGGGGUGUGCGCACCGCACCUGGGUCAUGGCGAAGUCAGCGUUAGGACAAAACGCGCCAUGGAGGCCGUGGGGGACGAACGAGGGCAGCGGCAGCCGCGCGAUGGGGCCACUCGAGGUGAACUGGGCAUCGAACAACACCACCUGGACACACAGACACGGAUCCGUGAGGUCAAUCAAACGGGAAAGCGCAGGUCAGGUAUGGUCUAUAUCGUAUCUCACCUCUGAUGUCAUGUUCUUGCCGUUGAAGAGCAGCGACAGCAGGUAGCCCUCAUCUUCUUCCUCGCCAUGGCCAUAUCCACUACCUUGGCCCUGCUCCCUCCCACCCCGUCCCCUCUCCACCAGCCGUCUGUGUGUCAGUGUGGGGACAGCCGGCGACACAGAGGCAGAGUAGAACAGCCCCGACGAUCGCCGCCCAUUCCUCCUCGCCCCCGCCUUGAGUAAUGGCGGCUGCGUGGCGCUGGAUGGAGGCGGGUCAGAAGAAUGGUAGGGAUGCGUCUCUCGCGGGCUAGUCUUUCUCGGUAUGAAGCAAGGCUCGCCGCAGAACUCAUGGGCAUCGGGGAACCAGUAGGACGCUUCCUUGGUCUCCACAUCGAGCUUGAGGAUCCCCUGCAGCGGCGCACUCUCACUCGGGUCGCCCCCAGCCAGGCCGUAGACAUACCGAUAUCUCUGCCCAACGUUGGCCGGAUUGAUGACGGGGAACUCGGUGAAGCGCUUCAGCAGGGGCCGCUUGUCGUAUGCGAGCGGCCGGCCGCUGCCGCUCGUGGUGAUGCGGUACCGGAAGAGCUCGAUCUUGGGAAUCUUCUUCUCGACUUGGUCGAAGAGCCAGAUAGGGGUGUGUUUGGGGAUGGGGUGCGGGUUGCUGGCCGUCCGGAGGGUCAGGUCGAAGGUGUAGCGCUCAGAGCGGUCGAUAUCGAUCACCAGGUUACCUGAUGAAACACGGAAUGACGCACACGGGUGCGCGUGCGGGGAUCGUGUCGCGUCGUGUCGUGUCGUGUUGUGUGGCUGACCAUUCUCUUCCUCGUAUGCGUUGGCAAAGUGGAAAAUGAAGAACGGGUCCAGGUCAACACACCUGAUGCCGUCAGCCCUUUCCCUCCUCUUGCCCUUGGCCAUCCACACGCCCAGCGCCAUCCACACACACGACGCCCACCCGAGCCACCUCCUGCCGCCUGUGGUGGUGUGCGGCUGCCGCUGCUGCUCCCUGUUUCUGGGCACGAUGUAGAGGCGUGCCGGUCUGUCGGGAUGGAAUGAGAGUGCCUGUCCGAUGCCGCACUUGCCGAGCAGCCAGGGGAGGGGGUGCAGCGACAACGGCGGCUGGAUGAACAAAUAGUAACUGACACACAGACAGAGAGAGAAGAUUGGAACGUGUGAUGUCGGUCGCUAGGUGUGUGUCAUGUCAUAUAUACUUGUCUGUGAUUGCGAAGUCGUGCAGGAAUGCCAGGCCGGGCAUGCGGAAGGACCGCUGCUUCAGCAGCUUGAAGGACGGAUCAAACUCCCACACAGACACCUGCAUACAGGCAGCACAAGGCGCACACAUUCUGGUGUGACCACGCCCCCCGGUACGGUCGGGUUACCUUUGAGCUGACAGGCCGUAUCUGGCAGCCAAAGGCCACCAGACAAUUGGUCUUGGGAUCGAUCUUGUAGUGUGCCGCCAUCACCCCGCCCCUCUUGAGCAGACCGUUCAGGCUGCUUUCACGCAGAGUGGACAGAGAGAUCGGGUCCAGCGCAUAGGGGCGGCCCUGCUCCCUGCACACAUGAAUGAAUGGAUGGGUGCACACGUGUGUGUCUGUAGGCUUAUGUGGUGUGUAUCGGCUGGCUUGGCGUGGUGGUGGGUACCAGAGUGCGAGCAGUUUUCUGUUCCACCAGAGGACGCCUGUAUUGGCCACAUUCUUGACGCGAAGAUCGAGGAAACUCCGCAGCCAGCCGCCCCUCUUGGCCGUCCCAAACACACCCCUGCGUCACAUCACACGCGGCCAUCCACGUAAACACACAUAGGUUCCUUGUGUGUCUUGCGUGCUGCCGCACCUGAAGCAGAUGCGCCCCUCCUUCUGCUCCUUGACAUAUCCUUUGGUCUUGACAUACUGGCUGCGGAAGUAGGCCCGUCCGUUGCUGAAAGUGAUGGCAGCCACCAUCCCAUCGCCAUCGAAGGGAUGCAGCACCAGAUCCUCGCCUAUUUGGAACUUGCCGUGCCCGUUACGAAAGUAUGUGCCCUGACGAACGAUUGCACACAAACACACACGCAAAGGCAGGCCAUCCAUCCAUCGGCGAUUGAAUGUCGGUCGGCUGCUUGACCGUGUCAGUGUUGGCGUACCUUGAUGUCAGCUGGGACAGUGCCAUUUAGCUGACAGGGCGACACCUCCCGUGCAUUCACAAACCCACGACGAUACGCAUCCAUGUCGUAGCGAUAGAUCUGCCCUCCUCCCUCGCCAUCCUUGCUCCAAGACUGCCGCAGUCGCCGCAAGAUGCCGACCGGCUGAGUGCUUGCAGCCACUGGCGGGCGGGAGAUUGCGGUCGCUGACGCUCUCCAGAGCAUGCUGUCGCCUUUCCGUCGCGUGUGCGAGCGGUGGCUGGCGCAUGGUGGGCGCACGAAGAGGGGACGGCGAAGAGGAG